AGGAGAGCCAAGUAACUCAGCAAGCUCCAUGGCGGUGCAGGGAGGGGGAGCUAUAUAUAAAACAGGUGUUGGGAUUUGGCUUUGAAGACCUUCCACAUGAAUUCGAUGUAGUGAUAAAAAUCACUACAGAAUUUGAAGGGAGGCGCCCUCCGUGGGAAGCUCAGCGGGUUUCUCUCAUCUCCUCGGUGUCCGAACAUGGUGCGGACCAGAGCAGACACCCUCCCGGGCACCUACCGAAAAGUGGUGGCUGCUCGAGCCCCCAGGAAGGUGCUUGGUUCCUCCACCUCUGCUGCUAAUUUCUCUUCGCCUUCUUCUAGAAAAGCUGAAAAUAAGUAUGCAGGAGGGAAUCCAGUUUGUGUGCGCCCAACUCCCAAAUGGCAAAAAGGAAUUGGAGAAUUCUUCAGACUGUCCCCUAAAGAUUCUGAAAAAGAGAAUCGGAUUCCUGAAGAGGCAGGAUGCAGUGGUUUAGGAAAAGGAAAGAGAAAAGUACAUCCUUUGCCACCUGAUGACACAGAUGACGAAAAAGAAUAGAACUUUCUUAUUCAUCCUUGUCUAAUGUCUCCUGUUUACUCUGGUAUUCAAGGAUGUAAAUUUGCAUAAAUGUAUUUGUUCCAGUUAGCUUUGUUGAGUAGGCUUUUAAUUAAAAAUGAGGGUUACAUAUAGUUAUUCAAAAGCAACUAGUUAUGAUAUUGGAAGAUUUACGAGAUAAUUAUGGUUACUUCUUAAUAUUCAAUCUAAUGCAAUAUUUGGUUUAUUUUACCUGUUAUUAAAUUUUUUAUUCUUGCUAAAAAGAAAUCACUUCAUGUUGUAAACAACAAAUCUGCUGUUUUUGAGAUUUGCUUAGAUUUUUGUACUGCUACCAUUUUUAUUGGCAUUAGAUUUUUUGGGAUGGUGCCAUAUUUUCGUUCCUUUUAUUUGAUUUAAAGAGCAGAGUUGGAUUUGUACACAUUAAAAAAAAUCAGUAUUAAUUAAACCACACCUGUAUCCGUUUUAAGACUGGGAGCCAAUGUUGAAAAAAAUUUUGUGGCAAUCUGUGUUCUCCAUAGGAAAAAAGUAAGGGCAAUUUGAUCCUGAGAGUUUCGGUCAGGAAGAUUUCAUAGACUACAUUAAAAGAGAAGAAUUUUCUUAGAAUGUGCAUUUGAUUUGGUAUCAUAAAAUAGUGCUCUCUGGAAAUCAAUAAAUCAUGAAAGACAUGCCAUAAAUCCAGAGCUAUGUCUAAAGUUCUUAGAGCUACCUUUAUAUUUUUCAAGAUAACAGGGUUAUAAUUGAAGAGGUGGGUGUAAUAUAACUUAGUAACUAAUUCUUGCUUCCUCAUCACUUUUUUUUUUUUUGCUGACAUCUGUUGUCAAAAUUAACCAUGUUUUAACAGAUAAGUUUUUCUGAAGUUUGUUUUUAAUAAAUGAAUACUUACUUUCACAAGAAAUUAUAUGCAUUUGUGUGCUUCGUAAGAGUCUACUAGAUAUUUCUGUUUUAUUUCUUCCAAAUACAAAUCUGUGCAUUGUUCUGAUUUUAUCCCCUUCCACACUGAGUCUUGAUGACUCUUGAUUACAUUUUUUUUUGUCUUAGAGGUUGAUAUUAAACAGAAUGUUACUGAAUUUCAAGUAGAAUUUUAUUUUAAGUACUUCCUUGAUAAUUAGGCUUCUUUUUAAGAGAAGUUCAAAUCAACUCUUAUUAAAGUCAAGUAUUGAUGGGUCUGAAACCUGAUUUGUUAUUUUUCACUGAUGGAGAAACUUUUUGGUGGUGUGUCUCAUGAAGUAUAAUUUUGAUAGUAAAAUUUUUU
Messenger RNA from Pipistrellus kuhlii (Kuhl's pipistrelle), 1780 nucleotides. It is a transcript of the gene PCLAF, whose product is annotated as PCNA clamp associated factor. Gene Ontology annotation, biological process: translesion synthesis; regulation of cell cycle. The transcript has 5 exons. Gene Ontology annotation, molecular function: chromatin binding. The record is from RefSeq and is a predicted model, not a curated record. Gene Ontology annotation, cellular component: nucleus. Bases 196 to 531 code for a protein of 111 amino acids. Lineage: Eukaryota; Metazoa; Chordata; Mammalia; Chiroptera; Vespertilionidae.